AUGUCUGAAAUCACUUUGGGUAAAUACCUCUUUGAAAGAUUGUACCAAUUGAAGGUGCAAACCAUCUUCGGAUUGCCUGGCGACUUCAACUUGUCGUUGUUGGACAAGAUCUACGAAGUCGAGGCUGCGCACGGAAAGGGCUCCAUGAGAUGGGCUGGAAACGCCAACGAGCUCAAUGCCUCCUAUGCAGCUGACGGUUACUCGCGGGUCAAAGGCUUGUCGUGUUUGGUCACCACCUUCGGAGUGGGUGAAUUAUCGGCAUUGAACGGCAUUGCUGGCUCCUACGCUGAGCACGUCGGUGUGCUCCAUGUCGUCGGAGUACCCUCCACCUCCUCGCAGAACAAGCAGUUGUUGUUGCACCACACCUUGGGCAAUGGCGAUUUCACGGUGUAUCACCGUAUGUCGGAACAGAUCUCGGAAACAACUUCAUUCAUCAGGGACAUCGCUGCUGCCCCCGCUGAGAUCGACAGGUGCAUCAGAGAGGCCUGGGUCAAACAGAGACCGGUCUACGUUGGAUUACCUGCCAACUUGGUGGACCUCACUGUGCCUGCCAGCUUGUUGGAUACUCCCAUCGACUUGAAGCUUCCGCAAAACGAUACUGAGGCCCAAGAAGAGGUCAUUGACACCGUGGUGUCAUUGAUCCAAAAGGCUUCGAAUCCCGUCAUUUUGGUCGAUGCCUGUGCCUCCAGACACCAUUGCAAGAAGGAGGUCAAGGAGUUAGUGGAAAAGACCCAGUUCCCCGUCUUCACCACCCCUAUGGGUAAGGGAGGUAUUGACGAGGGUGGAGUUGAUGGCGAGUUGUUGGAAAACGAUCCAUCGUUGAUCUCCAAAGUGGCUGCGAAAUUGAACGCAGGCUCCAACUCUGCAUCCAGAUUUGGAGGGGUCUACGUGGGUACCUUGUCCAAGCCCGAGGUCAGGGAGGCAGUCGAGAGUGCCGACUUGAUCUUGUCGGUUGGAGGGUUGUUGUCCGACUUCAACACCGGCUCUUUCUCGUACUCCUACAAGACCAGAAAUAUUGUGGAAUUCCAUUCCGACUACACCAAGAUUAGGCAGGCCAACUUCCCUGGUGUCCAGAUGAAGGAAGCCUUACAGGGAUUGAACAAGGUGGUUCAGGCUGCUGCUUCCCACUACAAGCCUCACCCAGUUCCCAAGAUCAAGUUGGCCAACACGCCAGUUACCCACGAGACCAAGCUCACCCAGGAAUGGUUGUGGACCAGAGUUUCGUCCUGGUUCCGCGAAGGUGACAUUAUCAUCACCGAGACCGGAACCUCGGCCUUUGGUAUUGUCCAGUCCAGAUUCCCCAAUAACACCAUCGGAAUCUCGCAAGUGCUUUACGGAAGUAUCGGUUAUUCGGUUGGGGCCGCUUUGGGUGCGGUGAUGGCGGCUCAGGAAGUCGACCCAAAGAAGAGAGUCAUUCUCUUUGUAGGUGACGGUUCAUUGCAGUUGACUGUGCAAGAAAUCUCCACCAUGAUUCGGAAUGGAACCACUCCCUACAUCUUUGUGUUGAACAAUGACGGUUACACCAUCGAAAGAUUGAUCCACGGUGAAAAUGCUGGCUACAAUGAUAUUCAACCUUGGAACAACUUGGCCUUAAUGACGGCGUUCAACGCCAAGGACUUCGAUGCCGUGAGAGUGUCCACUGUGGGUGAAACUGAAAAGUUGCUUAAGGACCCUGAAUUCGGCAAGAACUCCAAGAUUAGGAUGAUUGAGGUGAUGUUGCCUAGAAUGGACGCCCCUCAAAACCUUGUUAAGCAGGCCGAAAUCACCUCCAAGACCAACUCCGAAAGCUGA
Molecule: messenger RNA, 1791 nt
Organism: Suhomyces tanzawaensis NRRL Y-17324
Lineage: Eukaryota; Fungi; Ascomycota; Pichiomycetes; Serinales; Debaryomycetaceae
Gene: PDC12
Product: Pdc12p
Exons: 1
Coding region: 1-1791 (596 amino acids)
Molecular function (GO): carboxy-lyase activity; magnesium ion binding; thiamine pyrophosphate binding
Source: RefSeq, a predicted model, not a curated record